AUGGUCGCGCGGGGCGCCGCUCUGAGUGACCUUUCACCCGCGCCCAGCGGCCUCGGGCGGCGGCACAAGGCGGAAGCCAUGGCGGAGGCGGCGGCGGGCGAGGCGGGCGCGAGCGAGCGGGACCCGGACGCGGGCCGCGCGCGCCGGCGGCUGCGGGUUCUGUCGGGCCAUUUGCUGGGCCGGCCCCAGGAGGCUCCGAGUACCAAUGAGUGCAAAGCGCGGAGAGCCGCGUCGGCGGCCGGGGCGUCGCCCGCCGCCACUCCCGCCGCGCCGGAGUCGGGCACCAUCCCCAAGAAGCGACAAGAAGUUUUGAAAUGGAAUGGAUGGGGCUAUAAUGAUUCCAAGUUCCUCUUCAAUAAGAAGGGCCAGGUUGAGCUGACUGGGAAAAGGUACCCUCUUAGUGGCAUGGCUUUACCAACUUUGAAAGACUGGAUCCAAAACACCCUUGGAGUAAGUCUGGAGCAUAAAACUACCUCUAAAGCAUCCUUAAAUCCUAGUGAAGCACCUCCUUCUAUUGUAAAUGAAGAUUUCCUUCAGGAACUUAAAGAAACUAGUAUUUCCUACUCACAGGAAGCAGAUGAUCGAGUGUUCAGAGCUCACGGUCAUUGUCUUCAUGAGAUAUUUUUGCUCAGGGAAGGGAUGUUGGAGCGGAUUCCUGAUAUAGUUGUUUGGCCAACGUGUCAUGAUGAAGUAGUUAAGAUUGUGAAUCUAGCAUGCAAAUACAACCUUUGUAUCAUACCAAUUGGUGGAGGAACAAGUGUGUCAUACGGCUUGAUGUGUCCUGCAGAUGAGACAAGAACAAUAAUUUCUUUGGACACUUCACAAAUGAACCGGAUUCUCUGGGUUGAUGAGAACAAUCUGACAGCUCACGUAGAGGCUGGGAUAACAGGACAAGAGUUGGAAAGACAGCUUAAAGAAAGUGGUUAUUGUACAGGUCAUGAACCAGACUCCCUGGAAUUCAGCACUGUGGGAGGAUGGAUAGCCACGCGAGCAUCAGGCAUGAAGAAGAAUAUCUAUGGCAAUAUUGAGGACCUGGUGGUUCAUAUGAAAAUGGUAACACCUAGAGGGGUAAUAGAGAAAAGCUCCCAAGGACCUCGUAUGUCGACAGGCCCUGAUAUCCAUCACUUCAUCAUGGGAUCUGAAGGAACUCUUGGUGUAAUAACAGAAGCUACAAUAAAAAUCAGACCAACCCCUGAAUACCAAAAGUAUGGCUCAGUAGCUUUCCCUAAUUUUGAACAAGGAGUAGCCUGUUUAAGAGAAAUUGCAAAGCAGAGAUGUGCUCCAGCAUCUAUCCGCCUCAUGGACAACCAGCAGUUUCAUUUUGGUCAUGCUCUUAAACCUCAGGUCUCCUCUAUUUUUACAUCAUUUUUGGAUGGAUUGAAAAAGUUUUAUAUUACAAAGUUUAAAGGAUUUGAUCCAAAUCAACUAAGCGUAGCCACGUUACUGUUCGAGGGGGACCGUGAGAAGGUUCUUCAGCAUGAAAAACAAGUAUAUGACAUUGCUGCAAAAUUUGGUGGUCUGGCAGCUGGAGAGGAUAAUGGACAGAGGGGUUAUUUGCUGACUUAUGUCAUUGCAUACAUGCGUGAUUUGGGUUUGGAAUACUAUGUAGUAGGAGAAUCUUUUGAGACUUCUGCUCCUUGGGACAGGGUUAUAGAUCUGUGUAGAAAUGUAAAAGAGAGGAUAAGAAGGGAAUGCAAAGAAAAGGGUGUUCAGUUUGCACCUCUUUCUACAUGCAGGGUGACGCAGACGUACGAUGCAGGUGCAUGUAUCUACUUCUAUUUUGCCUUUAACUACAGGGGAAUUAGUGACCCACUGACUGUGUUUGAGCAAACUGAGGCGGCUGCUAGAGAUGAAAUCCUUGCCAAUGGAGGGAGCCUGUCACAUCACCAUGGAGUGGGCAAGUUACGAAAGCAGUGGCUGAAGGAGAGCAUCUCUGACGUUGGCUUUGGGAUGCUGAAGUCUGUCAAGGAAUAUGUGGACCCCAGUAACAUCUUCGGAAACAGAAACCUUUUGUAACUCCAUGGAUAUCAUUAUGAAAAUGGUACCUUUUAAAAGUCAUCAGCUAUGGUUAUUCCAGUAAUCAAAUACGUCAUGGACUGUAUUUCAGCUACGUUUGUUUGUUGGUUUCAAAUAAGUUGGUUUUCAUUCUGUGCUUUGUUUGUACAUCUGUAGAUUGACAGAUGGUGUUCCUAGGUCUCUCUCGUUGUAGGUAUACCAGCUUAUAGCCAGCUAACUGGUUGUCAUUUCAGAUUUCAGUCAGGCAGCACGAGGCUGCCCGUUCUCUGAAGAAGAUGCUGCCAGCUGUUUUCCGUGCUCCUCUAGGUGAGCUGAGGCAGGUGGUGUCAUCUGCUGCUCAUCUAGCCUCUCCUCUGUCGUGUCCUUUCUUAACAACUUUUCUCUAAGGCAGAUAUCUAGCAAAUUCUGCUGGGGAGAGAGAUUUGUGUGUGUCGUGAAAAGCGUCCUUUCCCGGGAGUAGGCCGUUGAGGGAGGACACUCAGGACAGCCCGCAGUCUGUUACUAGCAUGCCUUCAUCUGUAUAAGGUGCUCAGCCUAAGCUUUGCUUGAAGUGAACACACAGUUGCAAACUUGAGUUGCCAACAUACACAUUACUCUGUGAGCAGACACAGUUUUGUCCUCCGUGUCUGUUUCUAGUGGGGUGUGAGUGGCGUUUGUGUCACUGAGGGUAACCUGUUGUUGUGUCCUACAUCAUCUAUAACAUGCUUUGUAAGAACGGCUGCCUUACUACACAUGACGGGCAGGUUUUACCAUGAAGCGAAGGCCGUUGUCCCCGCUCCAGUCCUCACGUUUCUGCUGUCAGAGCCUGUUGCCAAGCUGCACAAGCAGCUGCAGCGUGAACAAAAGGAAGGCUCCUGAACCUGCUGUCUCCAGGGAAAGAGUUAUUUGGCUAAAGAACGGUCGUCAGUGGACUCUUGGAUUUGAAAGUCUCUAUAAUUUCAAUGACAACAAUCUUUUUUUCUAAUUAGCCACAAAUAGCCUGAUAAAUUUUCAUGGAAAAAUAGUUUCAAUUCAGUUCUUAAUAAUGGUUUAAUGCCUUUUUGAAUUACUGGUUUAACCUAAAUUUUAAAAAUGUAUUACUGCAUAUGCCAUAAUCACAAGUUUGAAAUAUCCUAUUUCUUAAAUAAAAAGGAAAAUAUUAAUCACAUUUAGCAGACAUUUUUACAUUCAAAACUGGAUAAUAAGUGGAACAAUUGCUUUAAAUCACUGUUGAGGUUCCUGAUUCACAUUGUGAGAUGGGUUCUUUUCUUAAUGCAAUACCUAACUUUUGAUAAUUUUUUUAAAUAUUUAAUCAGAUAAUGUAAGUCAAAAUGCAGAUGAUCCUUUAAAAGGAUCACUGUCUGUCUAUGUAGCAACGGCUCCAAAUAUGUUGGGGCAGUUUGAUACCUUUUAUAUCUGAAGUAGCCUUAAACAGAACAGUGAAAAUUUAAAAUUGACAAAAUGAUAUUUUUAAAACUUCAAAAUGAUAAGUAAUUUUUAACUAUUAAAAUUGGCCUCAAACUAACAAAUUUAAAUCUGUAGGAAAAAUCAAUAUUAAGUAUUAGUUUAACAACAAAAACUCAGUAUUUAUUUUUUGGAAGCUGCCUCUUUAUUGAUGAUUUAUUUUCCAUUAUAAAAUUUCCAUAUCUUUGAUUAAAUAUUUUGAUGGUUUGAAAUAGCUGGACACUUGAGGAAAUCGCCUCUGAAUUAUAAGAUUCUUUAUAAAAUGCAUCUCGUCAUGAGGGUGAUUCUCUAGUUGGUGAUUGAAAUGUAAUAUUUAGUAAGAUUCCAACAGCUCACUGGAAGUGUAUACAUGUUUCCAAGUAAUUAUUUUUAAUAAACAGUUUUAUUAGCAGA
Peromyscus eremicus (cactus mouse) is the source of this 3852-nucleotide messenger RNA. It is a transcript of the gene Agps, whose product is annotated as alkylglycerone phosphate synthase. Gene Ontology annotation, biological process: lipid biosynthetic process. NCBI's taxonomy places the organism in Eukaryota, Metazoa, Chordata, Mammalia, Rodentia, Cricetidae. The record is from RefSeq and is a predicted model, not a curated record. Gene Ontology annotation, molecular function: FAD binding; alkylglycerone-phosphate synthase activity. The coding region runs from base 1 to 2016 and encodes 671 amino acids. The transcript is spliced from 20 exons.